GCAACAAUCUGCAGCUGCCUGUGGCUGGCGCUAUUGAUUUUACUGCGCCGGAGCUGCGCACUCUCAAUGCGAUGGAGCCAACACCUGCCAGUGACAUGUUUGCUUUUGGGUGCCUUAUUUUAUGGUUGCUGUUUCCUGGAGCUCAGUUUAAGCAUGGAUGCCUGGAAAACCUUGAGCCAGCUGAUGAGCAGAUCCGCAACGAAAAGGAACUGCCAGUAAUUCGUUCCUUGCUACAAGAAAAUCCAAAUGAUCGGCCAACAGCAACACAGCUCUUGGAGAACCCAAUUUUCGCUGCAUUCAACAAGAAACUAAACUAGGCCACUGCUGUUUUUAACAGCUGGGAAGGCUAAGAUGACAAUGGCUGGAACUCUCAGCCUGCCAUUGAUGUGGCAUCAGUGAACUGACGUUUUGUUUUCAGCAUCAAGCCAUGCUUUUUCUUUUUUUAAGUUGGGUAAAAUCCCAAUUACUACAGCUAUCUGUGAUAGGAAGGAAACUUCCGAGCAUAUUAAGCAGUAUUUGUAACCAUAUAUGCACAUAGCUAGCUACAUCACUGCCUGUUGACAUUAUCAGUCAUUCUGGAAUUUGACAUGCACAAAAGAAAGUUCUUAUGCUAACACAAGCUAGUCUCAUCAUUUUGGAAUGAGUGUUUUCAAAAUAAUGUUACUGAAAUUUGUGAGCAAUAAUUUCACAGAAGCUUCAAUUUCAGUGGUGCCCCUGUUUUAAUGUACAAAGUCUGUUGGAGUACUUUAGAGUAAGUAGUGAUGAGGACCUAGUAGUUGUAUGUACUGAACAUUGCGCUGUUGUAUGCGAUUCCUGGCUACAUCAGCUGUAUGUACCGGUAAGUCUGCUGUUGGAGGGAGGAUGGGGGCAUAUCGCUUAUGCUCCGCACAGCGUAAUUCACAGGAAUCUGCUGUAACAAAGUGCAUGCAUGCAACAAUGCAGGGGUGGCACAUACACUGCGUGGCUUCAUUUCCACAGUUCUGUCAUCUGGCCGGAAAUGUGGAGCGAGAUAUUGCUACAUCACACAUGAAAUACAAAAUUAGAUCAGCAUAUUUUAGUAUUUCAGAAACAAAAA
This is a messenger RNA of Rhipicephalus microplus (southern cattle tick), 1075 nucleotides long. Its product is annotated as serine/threonine-protein kinase 31. Lineage: Eukaryota; Metazoa; Arthropoda; Arachnida; Ixodida; Ixodidae. The record is from RefSeq and is a predicted model, not a curated record. Gene Ontology annotation, molecular function: ATP binding; protein kinase activity. Gene Ontology annotation, biological process: protein phosphorylation.